Messenger RNA from Coprinopsis cinerea okayama7#130, 2208 nucleotides. RefSeq lists its product as hypothetical. Gene Ontology annotation, cellular component: nucleus. Gene Ontology annotation, biological process: rRNA processing. Lineage: Eukaryota; Fungi; Basidiomycota; Agaricomycetes; Agaricales; Psathyrellaceae. The record is from RefSeq and is a predicted model, not a curated record. The coding region runs from base 1 to 2208 and encodes 735 amino acids. The transcript has 10 exons.
AUGGAACCUGACCAACAACUCAAAAGCCUUUUGCAGGUGCAAUUGGCAUCGGACUCAUCGUCUGUGAUACACCUGCCAUAUGUCCUUCAAGUUCUCGACAAAUCCUGCUUCAUACCCAACUCUCAUUUGACGAAAUGGACAGCACGAAUUGGAUCUCUGCUGCACUCGAAAGACGCGGGAGGGAGAUGGGCCGGUUUGUGCAUUGCGCAUAAAUCCUCGCUCUUGUCGAAGGAGUUUAUGAUUGAUGCAGCCUCGAGUUGGAUGCCUGUGGUCCUGCCUAUGCUCUCACGUAACGAAGGUGUUCCAACGAUGAAGGCGGCCAUAAGACUGCUCGUAACAAUAUUCACAUCUACCCUGGAUAUUCCCGAGUUUCAGAGACAGCUGUGCACUCCGAAUGUAACCAAGUUCACUUCCGCUUUGUCGUCUCUUGCGACAUCGGCAAGUGACAUUGACCUCAAGGCCCUCUGCUUAACCACGUUGUCACAAUUGAUUCCAGUCUACCCCAGUGCACAUAAAGCAAGCUUCGCAAGCGUUUCCUCCCUCGCCCUAGGCUUCCUCAAUGGAAGUCAUCCCUGCCCAACGGAUGUUAGAAUUCUUUAUUCAGCGGCUAGGCUAUAUGCCACAUUGCAUCUCACAGGUGGAAAGGUGGGAGCAGCCGCCAUCUGGAGAAAGUUUGUGGACGACACACUAGCCUUUUGCUGGAACGCAUACGCCGCACUCAGGACCACCUUCCCAGGUAAUGCAAUGAACACUGGGAACCCUCCCCAAGCGGAUCCAAUAAUAAUAGUCCCGCUUAACAUCGACCGGCUCCGAUGUGGUACCGUUGUCCUGGAACAUCUGCUCCAGACCUUAACUACUCGCCCAGUUCAAGUCUCUAUUGGGAGUUUGGUAAAAUAUGGUCUCACUUUAAUUUCUACGUCCGCAGACGAGCAGAUCGAAGGAUUUUUCGACCCGACCACCCGGGUGUCUGAAGUAGCUGCUGUCCCUGAAAUUUGGAAGGAGGGCUGCAACCUCCUCACCGUCCUCGCCGAGACAGUCCCACAACACCUCAAUCCCUACACCUCUCGCCUUUGCACCGUGAUAGCCUACCACCUGGAACAACCCUCUACGACGAUCGCACAAAAGGCUUUCUUUUUAUAUACGCUGCGAGUCGUGCUGAAUAAAUGCCAUGCAGUCGAUUCCCCAAUAAUUCCAAAUCGGAUAGUCAAAGCCCUCUUACCAUCCCUUGCUGUAAUCUUGGAUUCGAAGGGCCCCGCGUCCCAACCGGGUGAAACGAUUUCAACGACCAAAAACAGCCGUAAACGGGCUAGAAACUACGAGGGCGAUGAAGUAUUCAAGGUUUCGCGAGACGUGAUCUGUCCUACAGCAAUUGAAGGACAAGUGCUUUUGCACACCAUCACAGUUCUCCGCCAUUGCCUGAGAAAUCCCAACCUGGCUGUCCCGCAGCUUUCCUUGGCUACCCGAAUCCUUUUAUCCAUUCAACUCUCGCUUUCGCAGAUGGCUCCAGUGACCUUCUCCCCCGAUCCUUCCCUCUUCGACAAGGUCAACCGGGAGGUCCACAGCCUUUGCGCCGAGCUUGCCUCUAGUUCAAGCGUUGUUUUGCACAAGGCCACUCCUCUCAUCGUCUCGACUUUGGUAGAGGCUCAACGUACCGAGUCACUACCCGCUCUCGAUCUUCUUCUACACCCUCGGCUUCCUCCGGUGGUGCGACCAAUCCCGCCGAUACAAUCCAUUAUUCUAUUUAAAGUGGAUGAAUCUCACGAAGAGGCGGAACUGCGUAAUAAGCUGCAUCUAGAUUCCGGAAACGAGGAAUGUACCCGCCAAAGAGUUAGUGAAGACAUCGUGAUGGACGGACAACUGUCUCCGACCAGGGUAACAGGCCCCUCGACCCCAAGACAACACGCUUCCCCCAAACCGAUUGCACAGUCCCUGCGUACCGUGCAAGAAACCGUGAAGAAGUCGGUGCCUUCCACCGCCGCCCUUCCUACCUCUGCACAACCGUCAUCGUCGAUGGACGUCGUGCAAGAGCAGCCCGCUUUCAGUGCCAUUCAAAAGCCCUCUACCACCGGCCAACCGACAGUUGCGCCCCCAGUUCAGAAGCCAGUUGUCCAUGCCACACCCUUCCAAAUCCCACCUCCUGACGAAGAAGAUGAUGAACCAAUGCCAACAAUAGACAUGGCCUCGGAUUCCGAAGACGAGGAGGAUUGA